Messenger RNA from Drosophila persimilis, 497 nucleotides. Its product is annotated as glycine-rich selenoprotein. Bases 87 to 407 code for a protein of 106 amino acids. The transcript is spliced from 3 exons. Gene Ontology annotation, biological process: endoplasmic reticulum calcium ion homeostasis; calcium ion transport. Lineage: Eukaryota; Metazoa; Arthropoda; Insecta; Diptera; Drosophilidae. Gene Ontology annotation, cellular component: Golgi apparatus; endoplasmic reticulum membrane. The record is from RefSeq and is a predicted model, not a curated record.
UUUUGUUUUGUGCGUUGGAAAACCAAAAUUUGUUAAAUAAUCGUAGCCAUUAGGAGAAUCCUGCAUGUUCGCAGGACCGCAGCAGCAUGGUGUACAUCGACCGCAAUGGUCGCGUAUGCGAGAAGCGUCCCUGGGACUGGCCGCGAAUAGUGGAAUUAUUUUUGAGAAUCUGGUACAUCAUCAAGCAAUUGUUCCUGACGUUCCUGGCCCCCUUCGACGGCAAGAGCAACAAUGAUAACCGUCGUGGUGGAGGAAGCGGUUGGGGAGGCGGUGGAGGAGGCGGCGGCGGCGGCGGAGGAGGAGGAGGUGGCAGUGGUGGGGGCAACGAAGGAUUAAGGCCGAACCGACGAAUUGGCCGCAUUCAGAACUCUAUGUCCUGCAACACCCCUACUGGUGGUGGCGGAUGAGGAUAGUAGCGACAUCCAGUUCCAACUAAUGAACGGAUGUCGCGCAUAUCCCAGGAUGAGUCAGAUUAAGCAGCACCCAUAACAUGACUC